Thyridium curvatum is the source of this 969-nucleotide messenger RNA. RefSeq lists its product as uncharacterized. The transcript has 4 exons. Gene Ontology annotation, molecular function: heme binding; electron transfer activity. Lineage: Eukaryota; Fungi; Ascomycota; Sordariomycetes; Thyridiales; Thyridiaceae. Bases 1 to 969 code for a protein of 322 amino acids. The record is from RefSeq and is a predicted model, not a curated record. Gene Ontology annotation, biological process: mitochondrial electron transport, ubiquinol to cytochrome c.
AUGUUCGCAAGGUCCAGCCUGCGCUCGACGCGCGCUUUCGCUGGAGUACGAAAUGGCGCCCUGAAUAUUUCAAAGCGCGCUGCCUCGACCUCGAGCUCCGGAGCUGCUGCCGAGACUCCCAUUCGGCUCAACGUUGCCGCGGCUGCCUCGACCGCCGUCGCGAUCGGAUCGAUCGCAUGGUACUACCAUCUCUACGGCCCCGUAGCUCAUGCUAUGACUCCAGCUGAGGAAGGUCUUCACGCUACCAAGUACCCGUGGGUUCACCAGCAAUGGCUCAAGACCUACGACCACCAGGCACUCCGCCGAGGUUUCCAGGUCUACCGUGAGGUCUGCGCCUCCUGCCACUCUCUGAGCCGUAUCCCCUACCGAACACUCGUCGGUGCCGUCCUCACCGUCGAUGAGGCCAAGGCCCUCGCUGAGGAGAACGAGUACGAUACGGAGCCCAACGACCAGGGCGAGAUCGAGAAGCGCCCCGGUAAACUGUCCGACUACCUCCCUGCUCCCUACCCGAACGACGAGGCUGCUCGCUUUGCCAACAACGGUGCUCUGCCCCCAGACCUAAGUCUGAUCGUCAAGGCUCGCCACGGUGGCUGCGACUACAUCUUCAGCCUUCUGACUGGGUACCCUGAGGAGCCCCCUGCGGGUGCUCAGGUUGGCGCUGGCCUCAACUUCAACCCUUACUUCCCCGGUACCGGUAUUGCCAUGGCUCGUGUUCUCUACGACGGCCUGGUCGAGUACGAGGACGAGACGCCGGCUUCGACUUCGCAGAUGGCCAAGGAUGUUGUUGAGUUCCUGAACUGGGCCGCCGAGCCCGAGAUGGACGACCGCAAGCGCAUGGGUAUGAAGGUCCUGGUUGUUACCUCGGUUCUGUUUGCUCUCAGCGUCUGGGUCAAGCGGUACAAGUGGGCCAACCUGAAGGCGAGGAAGAUCGCCUACGACCCGCCCAAGGCCGAUGCUACUCGUCACUAA